Coturnix japonica (Japanese quail) is the source of this 1772-nucleotide messenger RNA. RefSeq names its product CD59 molecule (CD59 blood group). The record is from RefSeq and is a predicted model, not a curated record. NCBI's taxonomy places the organism in Eukaryota, Metazoa, Chordata, Aves, Galliformes, Phasianidae.
ACCGGGCAGUGCCCGCAGCUCCGCCCUCGGGGCGGGCAGCGACGGAUCCGCUCAGCCCUGCGCUGCCGACCGCCUGCAGACGGUGCGGGACCGAACGGAGGUGCCUUGCGGAGCCGGGAAGAAGCAUGAUCAAGAUGAAUUGUGUCCUGCUAACCGCCUGCAUUGUUCUGCUCGCUUUCUCUAGUUCUGGCUAUGCCCUGAGGUGCUAUCACUGUGAGAACAGCCCUUCAUUGUGCAAGACCAACAGCACUUGCUUAUCAAAUGAAGACACUUGCUUGCAAAUGAGAUUUGGUAAAUUGAGAACGUCCUCCUGCUGGAAGUUGUCUCAGUGCAAUAUGAAUGAUAUUGCUGUAUACUACCAGUUGGAUAAUUUUGAAUACUUUUGCUGCCAACAAGAUUUGUGCAAUGAGGGCACGGUUACCGGGGUUAACAAGGCAGCUUUCAGUAUUGCCUCUGUAAUGGCCAUGUUAUGGAUGCUUCUGUAGCAAUCCUUGUCUCUAUGCUGUAUUUCCAAACUGAAAUUAUACAAAAUCAUUAUUAACUCUUCUCUUAGUUGUACUUCUUGUACUUUCAGUUCCCAGCUGUGAGCUGAAACAAGGCCUGGGCAAACCUCUGAGGGUGAUAUGGAAGUUUGUGAUGGAAAACUGUAAUUUCUUAACCAUCCCAUGGAUUUUAAUUGAUUUCAUUUGAGAUUUUGGUUCUGUUGGAUGCUACCUUUUUGUACACCAAGCAGUGGGUUUACCCUCAAUGUAGGAAGCAUUGAUCAUAAGUAUAAACUUGCUGCAGUAUUCAUGAUGAAUGCUGAUGUAUUUGUUUUUAGGUGAUGCAGACGCUUUGUUCCUAUCACUGUAACAUUAUUUUUUUUUUUCCUUUAAACAAACCCAAAUUGUAACAGUCGGUACCAUUAUUUUGGAAGAAAACAUCAAGGUUUCUUAAGACAAAACCAAAAUAAUGCUUUUAGUGAGGAAAAAUCCUCCUCCUCUUUUUAUAUUUCUGUGGGCAUGCAGAUUACAUAAGCCAGCUUCUUUUCUGAGCUUUUAUUUUACAGUUUAGUUUUGCUUAUAUUUUUUUUUCUCUGAGUCUAGGAUUUAAGCUAAGCAUGUGCUUUGCACUAAAUAUUUCUUGGUAUACCAAAAAUUGUUUAUAAAAUGCUAAGGAAUUAAAAUGGCACAUCUAGUUUACUUUCCAAUGUCAUCAGCUUUUGUUUUGGUUGAAACACAUGAGCAGUUAAACUUAAUCCUUUAGGCUUCAAUAAGAAUAUUAAACAAAAGUUUGCAGAACUUUAUAUUUUGACCUUUAUGCAACUGUGUAAAUGCCAGUCAAAAUACACGUGCAUCUAAACAGCAUGAAGAAUAACGCUUGGUUUGUAUGUGUACGACUUCUAGAGCUCGAACACUGCACAUUGUUCUGACUCAGUGGUGGGGACAGACCUUUGAUCUUAGGGAGCCUCGCAGUUAAGUAUGAUGCCAAAUUUUCCUUUGACAAGUUUGGAACUCUUAGCACAUUCCUGCAAGAGUAAUGGUCCAUAGCCAACAGUAUAUUCUCUUUCUGAGGGCCCUGGCUCAUGCUGUCCACGGUGUCAUUGACACCGGCUCACUCAGUCAUAACAAAGGCAAGGGACUGCACUGUGUUACUCCAAACCAUCAUGUAUUCUGCAAUGAACCUGUUAGCUAAGCUUACCUUAGCUAUGAAAGCAUCCUGGGACCUCUCUGGUCACUCAAAAUAUGAAAGCUAUGCUGUCUUUGAUAAAUAAAAAUGUAAAAAAAGAAAAA